Choloepus didactylus (southern two-toed sloth) is the source of this 1125-nucleotide messenger RNA. It is a transcript of the gene ASB9, whose product is annotated as ankyrin repeat and SOCS box containing 9. The transcript is spliced from 7 exons. The record is from RefSeq and is a predicted model, not a curated record. Gene Ontology annotation, molecular function: protein binding. Lineage: Eukaryota; Metazoa; Chordata; Mammalia; Pilosa; Megalonychidae. Gene Ontology annotation, biological process: protein ubiquitination; intracellular signal transduction; positive regulation of protein catabolic process.
UGGGCCUGACCACAGGCCGUGUGCACAGAUUACCGCGGCCGGCUGUACUGUUCCCGGCAGCGGACCGUCGGAGCAGGACGUGUGCAGCUCACACAGCCACCCGGGCUGGGAUUUCCCAGGCGCACGGGGCGCAUGGAAUUUGGGCUUUCCUGAGCAACUGAAGGGGCGCACAAUGGCUGGCGAACGAGGGAGCAGGAACCGCAGCAAGCCCCUGGGGCCAGGAGACUCUCCAAACACCCGGCUCCUUUCAAGCCCACUAAUGGGGGAUUUUGUGUCCGAUUGGUCUCCCAUGCACGAAGCUGCGAUCCACGGACGUCCGCUUUCUCUGAGAAACCUCAUCAGCCAGGGUUGGUCCGUGAACCUCAUCACAGCAGAUCGCAUGUCUCCACUGCACGAAGCCUGUCUCGGAGGCCAUCCCUCUUGUGCAAACAUUUUGUUAAAGCAUGGAGCUCAGGUGAAUGGUGUGACUACAAACUGGCACACUCCCUUGUUUAAUGCUUGUGUCAGUGGCAGCCAGGAAUGCGUGAAUUUGCUUCUGCAGCACGGAGCCAGCCCCUACCCUGAAAGUGAUCUGGCAUCCCCCAUCCACGAAGCUGCUAAGGGAGGCCAUGUGGAGUGCGUGGAAUCUCUUGCAGCUCAUGGGGAUGACAUCGAGCACCACAUCAGACACCUGGGCACUCCGCUGUAUUUGGCUUGUGAAAACCAGCAGAUAGCCUAUGCCAAGAAGCUUCUGGAAUCAGGAGCCAGUGUGAACUGAGGCAAAGGUCUGGAGUCCCCCCUUCACACAGCGGCCAGGACGUCCAGCGGGGAGCUGGCCCUCCUGCUCAUGGACUUUGGAGCAGACCCCCAGACUAAAAACGCAGAAGGCAUUUGUCCUGCAGAGCUGCUGCCUCUGGAGAGCCCCCUGACCCAGCUCUUCCUGCAGAGAUCAGGGCCCCCUUCUCUGAUGCAGUUGUGCCGCCUGAGAAUUUGGAAAUGCUUCGGAGUCAGGCAGCAUCAUAAGAUAACUGGACUCAGCCUACCAGAGGAGCUGAAACGGUUUCUCCUACACGUUUAAAUGUUCCCAAACAUCAGGCAAAGGCAAACAUGAUCAGGCGUUGUAACCAUUGAAAUUUUAAAAUAAAA